Molecule: messenger RNA, 726 nt
Organism: Miscanthus lutarioriparius
Lineage: Eukaryota; Viridiplantae; Streptophyta; Magnoliopsida; Poales; Poaceae
Source: the annotation of a GenBank genome assembly
AUGAUGAAGGCCAGCACCACCAACACCACACUGGAGCUCGGCUUCCAGAAAGACGGCACCGACAAGCCUGAUGGCGGCACAGGUGGCGUGCUCUGGCCGUCGCUGAUCUGCUACCUCGUCGUUGCCGCCACCACUUUUUGGGCCGUGGCGUCCAUCUUGUUCCCGCCGUCGGCGUUCCCCCUUCCUCCCCUGAUGUCCAGCGUCGUCACCGUCAGCCAGCAGCCCCCUGCUUCCCACGAGCCGCCGCCGUCGGAGGACACCCGGACCAACGUGACCGCCAACAUUUGCGCAGGGCGGUACAUCUACGUGUACCGCCUGCCGCCGCGCUUCAACGACGACAUCGUCCGCGGCUGCCGCGCGCUCCGACCGUGGAUGGACGUGUGCCCGUACAUGGCCAACUGCGGCCUGGGCCGCCCGCUGCGCGACGAGGGCGGCGUCUUCCCGGGCCGCGGCUGGUACGCCACUGACCAGUUCAUGCUCGACGUCAUCUUCCGCUGCCGGAUGAGGCGGUACGACUGCCUUACUGGCGACCCCGCCCGCGCGUCCGCCGUCUUCGUGCCGGCCUACGCCAGCCUGGACGGCGGGCGGUACCUGUGGAACAGCACCGCGACGCGGGACGCGCUGGCGCUCGACCUCGUCGCGUGGCUGGUGCGGCGCCCGGAGUGGCGCGCCAGGGCGGCCGCGACCACUUCCUGUUGGCCGGCCGGACCGCGUGGGACUUCCUGA